Dromiciops gliroides (monito del monte) is the source of this 684-nucleotide messenger RNA. Its product is annotated as dephospho-CoA kinase domain-containing protein-like. Gene Ontology annotation, molecular function: ATP binding; dephospho-CoA kinase activity. Gene Ontology annotation, biological process: coenzyme A biosynthetic process. Lineage: Eukaryota; Metazoa; Chordata; Mammalia; Microbiotheria; Microbiotheriidae. The transcript has 2 exons. The record is from RefSeq and is a predicted model, not a curated record. Bases 1 to 684 code for a protein of 227 amino acids.
AUGUUCUUGGUGGGACUGUCAGGGGGCAUUGCAUCAGGAAAGAGCUCAGUAGUUCAGGUGUUCAGGGACCUGGGAUGUGCUGUGAUUGAAGUGGACGCCAUUGCCCACGAGGUAGUAAAGCCAGGUUACCCUGCCUACCAUCAUAUCGUGCAAGCCUUUGGACAUGAGAUCCUGCUAGAGAAUGGUGAGAUCAACCACCAAGCACUGGGAAGCAUCAUCUUCCACUAUUCUGAGAAGCUCAAACUGCUGAAUGCCAUCACCCAUCCAGAAAUUCAUAAGGAGAUGCUGAAGCAGGGGAUCAUGAAGUACUUGGUUCAAAGGUACCGAUAUGUGAUUUGGGACAUCACCUUGCUGUUUGAAACCAAAGCAAUGUUACGAUUCUUGAAGCAUACAGUGGUGGUAUAUUGUGACCCCCAAACCCAGCUGUCACGUCUGAUGCAGCGGAAUGGGCUGAGUCGAGAGGAGGCUGAGGAACGGAUUGCAGCCCGACUGCCCUUUGAAGAGAAACGCCAACUGGCUUGGCACAUCCUGGACAACUCAGGGGAGUGGGAGGUCACCCGCCCACAGACCCUCCACCUGCAUUCCCAGCUAGAGGAUUCCCUGGACUUUUUACCAUUGAGGCUUCGGCUGUUCACUACUUUUGUUGGCCUCAUAUACCUAUUCUCUCAGCACCUCCUGUUUUAA